Ictalurus punctatus (channel catfish) is the source of this 7658-nucleotide messenger RNA. Its product is annotated as up-regulator of cell proliferation-like. The record is from RefSeq and is a predicted model, not a curated record. Gene Ontology annotation, molecular function: GTP binding. The coding region runs from base 2833 to 7578 and encodes 1581 amino acids. The transcript is spliced from 4 exons. Lineage: Eukaryota; Metazoa; Chordata; Actinopteri; Siluriformes; Ictaluridae.
AUUCCUGUUUCUUUUUUUUUAAUCUGUUAAACUCUUGAUGCCUUAAUUUGUGGGGUCCUUGAGAUAUUGUUCUUUAUCCUUUUUUAAUUUUGAAUAUAUGUAUAAAAGAAGAUGAUUACCGCAUUCAUCUGUGCGCUAUUACUUACUAAUUCGUUAAUCAGAGUUUCUAGUUAGUUAAUAGUAGUUACUAGAAUGUUAAUAUUGCGUUAUUCAUUUCUUCCUGUGUAGUUAAUCAUUAAUGACUUAUCCAUAUUCUAAAAUUUUACCACUAUCUUUAAUGAUGCACACAUCAUCAGCGGAGGAAUGCCAUUUCAGCAGCAGUCAGCGUUCAGUGAUAUCACCAUUGUUUUUCUUUAAGGAAAAACCUGUGAAUUACAUAGGCGUAAGUUUGUUUUGAAAAGUGUUAGACAAAUAUGAGGGUGCGGCAGAGCAAUGAGCAAGAUACAAAAUACGUUCACAACAGCCCUGUUGUAAGUAUACCCAUAUACAGUAUGCAGUAAGCUACAAUCAUAAAACAUUUUUAAAUAAAUAAAGAGCUCCACUGACCCACACCUCCAUUACAUUAAUCUACAUUAAAUGAAUUGUCAUAAUUCUUCAUGGAUUGUUCCAGCCAAUAUUUUUAAAAUUGCAAAUCAAUAUGCUCUUAAACGCUGCUUGUGUGUAUUCAGUCCCUUCAUACUUGAACCUGGUAGAAUCAACGUUAAUUAAAAACGACAGAUGUAAGUAUGUUGGGGUAAGUUCCUACAGGUUUUUCAGGUUGGCUGGAUGUAGUUUGUUGGCUGCAAUUUGCAAACACUGCCCCAGACUCUCAAUGGGAUUCAGAUCUGGACUUCGGCAUGGCCAAUGUAUAUAAUAUUCAACUUUUUGUUUUUAACCUCUCAUGCAUUGCUUUGGGCUUGUGUUUGAGUCCAAUUUUCUUGCUGAAAGGUGACAUUUCUUCUUUUCUUUAGCAGACUAAAGCAGGUUUUCUUGUAAUAUUCCCCUGUUUUGUGCUCCAUUCAUUCUCCCUUUAAUUUUCACAAGAAGCCCAGGUUCUGAGGAUGAAAUGUGUCCCCAGAGUAAGAUGAAAGACUUGUGAUGGAAAACAGACAAUGUACAGGCAGAGCCAGAAAGACCACCAGCAGACUGGGCAGGAUAAUUGGGAGUAAAAUCAAGAAUAAAACAUGCAACAAAAAGCAGCAAGAAUUGCUUUAAACAUGAAUAAGAAUUACCAGAUACAACUAGAAACCAUUCAUCAGGUAGAAACCAUUCACCAUUCAUCAGCCUCAGGAAUAAACAUGGGUGGAAUUAGCAAAAGAACAUGCACAGAAAGGCAGCAACUUUUGGAGAACUGUCUUAUUUUCAGAUGAAUCCAUAUUUAACUUGGAUGGAUCUGAUGGCAGAGUGUUUGUCUGGAGAAAGCCAGGAGAAACAUUCCAACCAAACUGCACUAAAGCUACAGAAGUGUUUUUCUACAGUGGUGUUGGUGAUCGUGUGUUCAUUGAUUGUAUCAUGAACUCAGAAGUGUACAGAGAUAUUUUGGAUACAAACCAACAGAAAUCAAUAAAUUAUCCAAGUGAUAAGUCAAUACUUCCCAGAACUCUGACCUGAACCCUAUAGAGCAUUUAUGGGAUGCAAUGGAGAAGAUAUUGUUGAUUGUCAAUAUGUCAUUGUGGAUGAACUGAAAGUUUUUUUGCUUGAAACUUCGAGGAAACCUCUACCACAACUGUUACAGAAACUGGUUGAUUCCAAGAACCAGACUUUGUCAAGAAGUUCUGAUAAAUAAAGAAUGGCAAACUAAAUACUAAAAUACAAUAAUUUUUUAUUUUUAAUGAAGCCACUAUUGAGUGUCCAAACGGUUUGUUUGGUCUAUAUUAUGACCAGUAUAUAUAUUAUUAUCUACAUUUUUAAACAUUUGGGAAAUGUUUUGCUUGAAAAGUGUGUUUGGAGUAUAUAUAUAUUUGUGAAAGGAAAAAUCCCUGCAAUCCUUGAGAGAAAUAUUGUCUCCAAUACCUUCUUCUCUGAGCUCAUCCUUGUGCAUGUAAUUUAACAAAACAAUCUGUAGCCUCUCCAGGAAUGAUUCCUAAUGUAUGAUAGUAGUCCGCUGUGAAUACGCUUUCCUAAUAUCCUGUAUUUUGCUACAUAAUACAUUUAAUUUAUCCCAAUACCUAGGACAUAGCAUUCAAAGUCAACUAUGCCUAUCAAGCUGCUUUAAUAUGAUGAGUAUUGUAAAAGCAAUCUAUAAAUAGAAAUUUAUAAAACUAUAUAGCUAGAAAUUAGUAGCAUUCUAUUGUAUUUCCUAUUCAGAUUUUUUUUUUGCCAUCCCACCCUCAUACACCACGUUUUACAACAAAGGUACACCCAUGUCUUUCACAAAUGUAUACUAAAGAGUGUAGAAAACAACUUAUUAGCAAAGGGUUUAGCAUUUACUGAAACUUGAAGGAGUUCAAUAUUGUCUUAAAUCGUUGUAAUGCUUUUUUGCUAAUUAACAUAUGUAACAUGACCAGAUGUCACCUCAGACUGUUUUUCACUUGCAGAACCUGCUCUGCACAUUUGCACAUAGUGAAACAAAACUAUCUGUUCUACACCCAUCUCAGGACUUCAAAUAAUUUCUUCCUAAAAAAAGCUACAAACGUUUUGUGUUAUUGUUCCAUUUCCAAGAUACAAGGUAAAAUGGGUUGGGUGUAGAACAGUCUACCGAGUACAAAUACUGACCACAAGCAGCAGUAACAACAAAAAUAACACAGACAUCGACUGAAGAAAUCAUGCUAACAGUCUAUAAUGGACUAAAUGUGGUAUAACUGAAAAUUUGUAUUGUUGGAUUAAACACUGGCAAACUUAUGCUGAAGAAACAUGGCGUCUAACGCAGACGUCACUACAACAAAAGACUUUGGUUCUGGAUCAGGAUCAGCACAGAAGGACUCAAGCCAGCUUAGACAUGGUCUCCUUUCGUUUUUGAAAACACUGGGACUUGAAAAGUACUACCCAAACAAACUGACUCUGAGGGCUUUACUGGAAAUCAACAGUGCCACUCUGUCUGAUGAAGAGAUAAACUCACUGCAAGCAAUACCAUGGGUCUUCCUAAGAAACUUACUGAUGGUUAAUUCGAAAUCAAGAUCCUUACUAUCUGCACUUUGUGAAAAAGAUGAAGCAGAUGACUUGUUUAGUGAUGAGGACAAUGAUGGUAGCUUUAACCUUCUAGAUCUUCACACUGCCCUCUUUUUCUGUGCAGAUAGUUUUCUCCAGCAAGAAAUGGCACUUAAAAUGUCAAUGUGCCAGUUUGCAAUACCAUUUGUGUUGCCUCAAGGAGUACAUAAUCGAAGCACUCUUAUGUUAUGGGCUCUUAGAUCUAUCUUAAAAGAAUGGCGUCCCCAUUCAAUGUCAGAAUCUAAAGGGUUUGUUGAAGACAGUGUUGCUCAUGCAGAAAUUCCCUUGAUAUCAUUUGCGAGGUUAAGCAACUGUAGCUUGUCCAAGUCACAGGUUUUGAACCAAGUGAUCAACAAUUCAGAGCAGCAUCAUGACUUCUUUUCUCACCGAGAAAUGAUCGGAGGAUCUGCUCCAAGGAUAAUCGCUAAUGGUAUGGUUGAAAUGUGUUGGACUCUGCCAUGUGGAAACAAGUGCAUUGAUGUCUUUCCUGAGGCAGUGGCUAUUGCUAAUUUAAGAGGAGAUGCUGGUUCUUUUGAAACACAAUUCCGUUUCCUUACUCAGGUGUCCACAGCUGUCUUUGUCUUCCUGGACAGUGUUGAAGAAAACGAACAAAGGUUGUUUGCCUCUUUACAAGAAAUGAAGUCCAAAAUCUUUCUUGUGGUCAACUCUCAGAGAAAUAUGAACCAGAAUGUGAAGUCAUCUAUUGAGGCGGUAAUUGAUACUCUGCAACUGGGAAGAGACCACAUAAUUAAGAAAAGCCCAAAAGUGAAUUUGGCUACUUUUGCAAAGACAAUCAAUUCUGCCAUUAAGAGUGUUCUGUUACGUGAAUGUCACACAUCAUGUCAAAUUGAGUCCAUGAAGAACACUGCUCAGGAAUUAGGUCUUGGCAUUGAUGAAAGUGAAAACAAAGCCUCCAUUUCAGCAGAAGAAAUGGCAGAGAAAGUCAUGCAAACUAUUGGAGUUCGUCAAAUAACGGACUAUAAAAAGACACAGUUGCCACUACAAGGUGAAAAUUGGAAAAGACUGGCUAAAAUAGAAAAAGAGCAAUGUCGACUAAAAAAUUCAGGAAAAAUGAGCCUGGAGAAAUAUAAGGUUCAACUUCAAAAUGAAAAAAAGGGAAUUUGGAAGAAACAAAACCAGUGUAAAAUGACAAGAACAAUGGAUGUGUUCAUAGAAGCUUUGUCGACCUCUGAUAACACUGAGCGAGCCUUCUUCCUGAAAUGGAUGGGACUAAAGAUGGAUAUGCGAUCACGCAAACACAUGUCAAGCCUUCGACACAAAUACAAAGAGUGUGAACAACAGAAAGACAAGGAUGCCAUAGCCCGAUUAGACCAGGAGCUUCUUGAUUGUUCUCUUGGCAUAGAGCACUACAUGAGAGAAAUGGGACAAAUCUAUGAGGCUGCUUCAUUUGGUUCAAACAAAAUAUCUGAACAAAGCAGCAGUCUUCCUACUCUGGCUGCCAAACUGCUUCUAGCUGGGUUUCCUCUUGAACUACUUGAUGGAGAUGCAUCAAAUAUCCCAGAGAAAUGGGUGAGUGAUGUUCUCAUGGAGCUUCACAGGAUGGUUGGCCAGAAGAGCCGUUUGCUGGUUAUCACUGUGUUAGGGGUUCAGAGUACGGGUAAAUCAACACUACUCAACACUAUGUUUGGAGUCCAGUUUGCAGUGGGCAGUGGUCGAUGCACACGUGGAGCAUUCAUGAUUUUCCUUCCUGUAGGUAAUGACUUGAAAGACGAGUUACUUUGUGACUUUAUUCUUCUGAUUGAUACAGAGGGUUUGAAAUCACCAGCACUGGCACAACUGGAAGACAGUUAUGAACAUGACAAUGAAUUGGCCACAUUUGUGAUUGGUCUGAGUGAUGUAACCAUCAUCAAUAUAGCGAUGGAGAAUUCCACAGAGAUGAAGGACGUCUUACAGAUAGCAGUUCAUGCUUUUUUACGGAUGACAGACCUUGGUAAAAAAACAGUUUGUCAUUUUGUUCACCAAAAUGUUGCUGGUGUAUCUGCAUAUAACAAAAACCUGACUGAACGAAAACAGCUCUUGGACCAACUGAAUGAGAUGACAACAAUUGCAGCUGCAAUGGAAAAGAAGCCUAACAUAAAAAAAUUCACAGAUGUCUUGGAUUAUGAUGUGGAAAAGAACAACUGGUAUAUACCAGGCCUAUGGCAUGGCACCCCACCAAUGGCACCAGUUAAUACAGGCUACAGUGUAGCUGUACUUGACUUCAAGAAGUCCCUCCUGGGUAUCCUUAAAGCAAAAAAGGAUGAAGAAACCUCUCAGAUCCCAGAGUUCCUGCAGUGGAUGAGUAGCGUGUGGAAGGCAGUGAAGUUUGAGAACUUUAUCUUUAGUUUCAGAAACAGUCUUGUGGCCCAUACCUAUGAUAACCUUUGUAAAGAGUUUUCUGAAUGGGAGUGGUCUUUCAGAAGACAUAUUCAAUCUUGGCUUUCAACUCAAAUAGUUCAACUAUCUAACAAUGAAAAAAAUGGUACAAAUGAGGUUGUUGAGCCACUUAUAGAGAAUGCACACAAAGAGAUUACCUCUCAAAAAAAGAUAAUUAAUGAAAAACUAAAUAACUACUACAAAAAGAAAGACCGACAUGUAUACUUGGUGGAAAAGUACAAAGCUGAUUUUGCUAAUAACAUAAGAUUUCUGGAGAUUGAAAUGAAGGAUGAAGUGAGAAAAAUAAUAGAUGCUGCUCUUGAGAUGAGAAGUAACAAGAAGAAAGUAGAAGACAUUCACAGAAAGCAAACUGCAACGAUUGAGUGCCAAGUCCUUAAACUCCUCCAAAUUUACAAAGAUCAAAAAGAUGAGGUGUCUGAUGAGCACCUUAAAGCUGAGUUUGAGAGAAUGUGGAAAACUGAGGUGGCAAACAUCACUGGUCUAAAAGAAAGGGAUGUUCCUUCGGAUGUUUUGAGACAACUGCAAGUAAGUUUAGUCAAUCGCAAUGUCAUGGAGUAUUUGGACAAAGUUCAUGAUUUGACACAGUAUGGGCGAGGAGAAUUCCAGGUCAAAGACAAGCAUGUAAAAUGGGAAAAGAAAAUACAAAGUUUCUUCACACAGCGUAGUGCAAAGCAAGAUUUAGAGAUUAUUGCAAAUGCUGUAAUUAAGUGCUGCGAUAAAAUCAUUCAGCAGCAUGCACAAGAAAAAUGUGACUACCAAAACACAUUUAUAAAAGACGUGCUAGAGGAAAUUGAUAAACAGCUCCAACAGGCAGGUUCAAAAAUCAAUACAAAAUUUGAACUUGACCUUAAAUUGCACAUUUGUGGCGUUGCUUCUCAGAAAUUCCUUGAGAUGCACAGGAAAUUUCUCACUGAGCAAGAUCCCGUUAAACAUUUGCAGAAAUUUAAGAGUCAGUAUCUCUCUGAUUUCAUUGAUUUGUACAGAAAGAGGGACCAGUGCCACAGGAAAGCACGAGACUUCACUCAGCUCUGUCUCAAGCCAGCAGUGACCGUGUACAUCGACCAGACCCUCGGACCUGACAUUGUUGAUGCAGUUCUGCUAAACAACCCAACUGAGUACAGUUCCCGAGUGCUGUUUCAGUACACAAUUCAAAAGGAUCUACUGGAAAAAUCCAACUUUGAUGAUUUUAAAAAGUACAUUUUGCAGUAUGAUGAUUAUGUUAAAGAUUGGAUAUACAAUCAUAUCAUAAAUUGCUUUUCCAAAGACAUAUCUCUGCAAAAUUUAAAAAUUAAGAAGUUGGACAUCAUAAUGAAGAAGAUCAUGAAAGCAAUGGAAACCUCUAAACUUGAAGACAAUGGCUCGCCUUUGCCCGAUAAUGCAGGAGGUACAACACGGUUGAUCCAGAACUUUUGCAAAUCUAUGAACUGUGUCAUCUCAAUAUCCAUGAACACAGUGGAAGGGGUCCUCUUUCAGAAUACCAACUGUUGUGCUCCAUUCACCAAAAGUCUCUAUGAAUGUGUAGAUGACAUGAAACUACAGCUAACAGAUGAAAUCUCCAGGUCAACUGAUAUAAAAGAGACACUAAACAAUGUGUCUGUGAAGCCCCAAAAUGAGCUCUUUAAGAAGGUGUUUGGAUGUGGGAGAAAGUGUCCCUUUUGCAAAACACCAUGUGAGGCAGGAGGAAAGACACAUCAACAACACCAUGCAGCUGUGCACAGACCAAAAGGACUUUGUGGUUUCCCUAAUGUAAAGACUAAUACUCUCUGUGAAGAGAUCUGUACAUCUAGUGUACAUGGGAAUGGAACGUUUCAAAGUCAAGAAACAAAUUUUGAACCUCAUCUCUGCAAAGACUACCAGAAAUUCUACCCAGACUGGCAUAUUGCACCUGACAUAUCUAUAGAAGCCUCAGAUUACUGGAAGUAUGUGAUGGUGACAUUCAGUAAACAAUUUGCUGAAAGUUAUAAAGCAGAGCCAGCUGUGUAUCCAGAAGAAUGGAAGAAAAUCACUAAAGAGCAGGCUCUUAUUAGUUUGAAGAAUAAUUUCAAUAUUAAAUGAGAAAAAAACUUCCAAAAAGUCACAAUAAAUGUAUUGGCAAUUGUGAACAAAAUGCAACUAAACAACUAAAGCAUGGGGGG